ACAGCCAUGUCCUGCUACGACCUCUGCCGCCCCUGCGGACCCACCCCGCUGGCUAACAGCUGCAACGAGCCCUGUGUCAGGCAGUGCCAGGACUCCCAGGUCGUCAUCCAGCCCUCCACCGUGGUGGUCACCCUGCCGGGACCCAUCCUCAGCUCCUUCCCCCAGAACACCGCCGUCGGAUCCUCCUCAUCAGCUGCCGUGGGCAGCGCCCUCAGCGCCCAGGGAGUGGCCAUCUCCUCCGGCGGCUUCGGCUUCGGAGGCCUGGGCUGCUUCAACGGCGGCAGAGCCCGCUACCCCUGCUAAGGGCCUGCGCCCACACCCUCACACCAACCACCUGCACCCUGCAAGGUGCCUCACGCACUGACCUCACGUCUCUGUGUCACCUAUGGCCCAAGGGCUCACCAGCCAUGGCUCCUCUUUUCAUGGCAGAAAACAAGCAAGCAGGGAACAGCCUCAGACCAUGCUGCCUGGGAACAUGA
Meleagris gallopavo (turkey) is the source of this 479-nucleotide messenger RNA. The record is from RefSeq and is a predicted model, not a curated record. Lineage: Eukaryota; Metazoa; Chordata; Aves; Galliformes; Phasianidae.